UUAAAUCGGUGGACCCUCGAGUCAGUCUCUGUGGUGGCUCUGGACAAGCAGUUGGGACUGCUCAAAGAGUCGGGCGAUAACGACCAGGCUGUGUUACUUUUCAAGUACCUGGACGAUUUUUUUGAAUUAACAGCCGAUCUGGAGAUGAAGCCCUCCAUCUGGCGUUACGUUAAAACUCCCAAGCUAAUGAAGCUAAUGAAGUCCCUAGAUGGCGUUCAAGAAAUAACUAUGGCGUAUGUAGACGAAGCUAUAGAGCGUCUAGAGAAAGAGGCCAAGGAGGGUGUUGUCCGCCCUGAGAGCGAGCAGAGUGUACUGGAAAAGCUGCUCAAGAUCGACAAAAAGGUGGCGACGGUUAUGGCCAUGGACAUGCUAAUGGCCGGAGUGGAUACUAAUCCGGAGAAGCAGGCCGUACUUCGAGAAGAGGUGAUGAAGGUUCUACCCGAGAAGGACUCCGAAUUCACUGAGGCAUCGAUGAAGAACGUUCCCUAUCUACGUGCCUGCAUCAAAGAGUCACAACGGAUCUAUCCUUUGGUCAUCGGCAAUGGCCGAUUUCUCAAUCGGGACAGCGUUUUGAGCGGAUACCAAGUGCCAGCUGGUACCUGUGUGUCGAUGGUUCCCCUGAGCUUGCUAUCAAGCGAGGAGCACUUCCACAAGUCUGCUGAGUUCCUGCCAGAACGUUGGAUUCGUAACGCCACAGACUCCAACGGGCAAUGCCCGGCAAAUGACUUGAAGCUGAAGAAUCCGUUUGUGUUCUUGCCCUUCGGAUUUGGACCCCGGAUGUGCGUUGGAAAGCGCAUCGUGGACAUGGAGCUCGAGCUGGGCAUCGCUCGACUCAUUCGGAACUUUAGCAUCGAGUUCAAUCAUCCCACGGAGAACGCUUUCCGCUCCUCCCUGAUCAAUUUGCACAACACUCUUCGGGGUAUCGGACUCACAACGCCAAGCGCAGCCUCAUGA
Drosophila miranda is the source of this 954-nucleotide messenger RNA. RefSeq names its product probable cytochrome P450 12a5, mitochondrial. Lineage: Eukaryota; Metazoa; Arthropoda; Insecta; Diptera; Drosophilidae. The annotation marks the transcript as partial. The transcript is spliced from 3 exons. The record is from RefSeq and is a predicted model, not a curated record. Gene Ontology annotation, molecular function: oxidoreductase activity, acting on paired donors, with incorporation or reduction of molecular oxygen; monooxygenase activity; iron ion binding.